Messenger RNA from Propithecus coquereli (Coquerel's sifaka), 1023 nucleotides. It is a transcript of the gene REM2, whose product is annotated as RAS (RAD and GEM)-like GTP binding 2. The record is from RefSeq and is a predicted model, not a curated record. Gene Ontology annotation, molecular function: GTPase activity; GTP binding; calcium channel regulator activity. Gene Ontology annotation, cellular component: plasma membrane. The coding region runs from base 1 to 1023 and encodes 340 amino acids. The transcript has 5 exons. NCBI's taxonomy places the organism in Eukaryota, Metazoa, Chordata, Mammalia, Primates, Indriidae.
AUGCACACGGACCCCGCCACUGACAUGGACACGGACACAGAAACCACAGCACUCUGCCCCUCUGGCAGCCACCAGGCCUCUCCCCCAGGGACACCCACACCAGAAGCAGAUGCCACACUGCUGAAGAAACCAGAGAAACUGUUGGCAGGGUUCGAUCGGGGUGGGCCACCCCCUGCCCUGGGGGCCCCUAGACGACGAGGCAGUAUGCCUGUCCCCUACAAGCACCAGCUCCGGCGGGCCCAGGCUGUAGAUGAACUUGACUGGCCGCCUCAGGCUUCAUCCUCUGGCUCCUCUGACUCCUUGGGCUCAGGGGAGGAAGCCCCUGCCCAAAAGGAUGGCAUCUUCAAGGUCAUGCUGGUUGGGGAGAGCGGCGUGGGCAAGAGCACCCUGGCAGGCACUUUCGGCGGUCUCCAGGGAGACAGUGCUCAUGAGCCAGAGAACCCAGAGGACACCUAUGAGAGACGCAUCAUGGUGGAUAAGGAGGAAGCGACUCUAGUUGUUUAUGACAUCUGGGAACAGGGGGAUGCUGGAGGGUGGCUGCGAGACCACUGCCUUCAGACCGGAGACGCCUUUCUCAUCGUCUUCUCAGUCACUGACCGGCAAAGCUUCUCCAAAGUUCCAGAGACCCUACUUCGGCUCCGGGCUGGGAGGCCACACCACGACCUACCUGUCAUCCUCGUUGGUAACAAGAGUGACCUGGCCCGUUCCCGAGAGGUAUCACUGGAGGAGGGCCGCCACCUGGCCGGGACGCUGAGCUGCAAGCACAUCGAGACGUCGGCCGCGCUGCACCACAACACGCGGGAGCUCUUCGAGGGCGCCGUGCGCCAGAUCCGGCUGCGGCGGGGCCGGAGCCACGCCGGAGGCCAGCGGCAGGAGCGGGGCAGCCCCGAGUGCCCCGCGCCCUCCGCGCGCCGCGAGAGCCUCACCAAGAAGGCCAAGCGCUUCCUCGCCAACCUGGUGCCGCGCAACGCCAAGUUCUUCAAGCAGCGCUCCAGGUCGUGUCACGACCUCUCCGUGCUGUGA